AUGGACCGGUUGGACCAACUGGCCUGUUGGUCCGAUGGACCGGUUGGACCAACUGGCCUGUUGGUCCGAUGGACCGGUUGGACCAACUGGCUCGUUGGUGCGAUGGACCGGUUGGACCAACUGGCCUGUUGGUCCGAUGGACCGGUUGGACCAACUGGCCUGUUGGUCCGAUGGACCGGUUGGACCAACUGGCCUGUUGGUCCGAUGGAGGGGUUGGACCAUCUGGCCUGUUGGUCCGAUGGACCGGUUGGACCAACUGGCCUGUUGGUCCGAUGGACCGGUUGGACCAACUGGCCUGUUGGUCAAAAGGACCGGCUGGACCAACUGGCGUGUUGGUCUGAUGGACCGGUUGGACCAACUGGCCUGUUGGUCCGAUGGACCGGUUGGACCAACUGGCCUGUUGGUCCGAUGGACCGGUUGGACCAACUGGCCUGUUGGUCCGAUGGACCGGUUGGACCAACUGGCCUGUUGGUCCGAUGGAGGGGUUGGACCAUCUGGCCUGUUGGUCCGAUGGACCGGUUGGACCAACUGGCCUGUUGGUCCGAUGGACCGGUUGGACCAACUGGCCUGUUGGUCAAAUGGACCGGUUGGACCAACUGGCGUGUUGGUCCGAUGGACCGGUUGGACCAACUGGCCUGUUGGUCCGAUGGACCGGUUGGUCCAACUAGCCUGUUGGUCCGAUGGACCGGUUGGACCAUCUGGCCUGUUGGUCCGAUGGACCGGUUGGACCAACUGGCCUGUUGGUCCGAUUGGACCAGUUGGACCAACUGGCCUGUUGGUUCGAUGGACCGGUUGGACCAACUGGCCUGUUGGUCCGAUGGACCGGUUGGACCAACUGGCCUGUUGGUCAAAUGGACCGGUUGGACCAACUGGCCUGUUGGUCCGAUGGACCGGUUGGACCAACUGGCCUGUUGGUCCGAUGGACCGAUUGGACCAACUGGCCUGUUGGUCCGAUGGACCGGUUGGACCAACUGGCCUGUUGGUCCGACGGACCGGUUGGACCAACUGGCUAGUUGGUCCGACGGACCGUUUGGACCAACUGGCCUGUUGGUCCGAUGGACCGGUUGGACCAACUGGCCUGUUGGUCCGAUGGAGGGGUUGGACCAUCUGGCCUGUUGGUCCGAUGGACCGGUUGGACCAACUGGCCUGUUGGUCCGAUGGACCGGUUGGACCAACUGGCCUGUUGGUCAAAUGGACCGGUUGGACCAACUGGCGUGUUGGUCCGAUGGACCGGUUGGACCAACUGGCCUGUUGGUCCGAUGGACCGUUGGUCCGACGGACCGUUUGGACCAACUGGCCUGUUGGUCCGAUGGACCGGUUGGACCAACUGGCCUGUUGGUCCGAUGGAGGGGUUGGACCAUCUGGCCUGUUGGUCCGAUGGACCGGUUGGACCAACUGGCCUGUUGGUCCGAUGGACCGGUUGGACCAACUGGCCUGUUGGUCAAAUGGACCGGUUGGACCAACUGGCGUGUUGGUCCGAUGGACCGGUUGGACCAACUGGCCUGUUGGUCCGAUGGACCGGUUGGUCCAACUAGCCUGUUGGUCCGAUGGACCGGUUGGACCAUCUGGCCUGUUGGUCCGAUGGACCGGUUGGACCAACUGGCCUGUUGGUCCGAUUGGACCAGUUGGACCAACUGGCCUGUUAAUUCGAUGGACCGGUUGGACCAACUGGCCUGUUGGUCCGAUGGACCGGUUGGACCAACUGGCCUGUUGGUCAAAUGGACCGGUUGGACCAACUGGCCUGUUGGUCCGAUGGACCGGUUGGACCAACUGGCCUGUUGGUCCGAUGGACCGGUUGGACCAACUGGCCUGUUGGUCCGAUGGACCGGUUGGACCAACUGGCCUGUUGGUCCGAUGGACCGGUUGGACCAACUGGCCUGUUGGUCCGACGGACCGGUUGGACCAACUGGCCAGUUGGUCCGACGGACCGUUUGGACCAACUGGCCAGUUGGUCCGAUGGACCGGUUGGACCAACUGGCCUGUUGGUCCGAUGGAGGGGUUGGACCAUCUGGCCUGUUGGUCCGAUGGACCGGUUGGACCAACUGGCCUGUUGGUCCGAUGGACCGGUUGGACCAACUGGCCUGUUGGUCAAAUGGACCGGUUGGACCAACUGGCGUGUUGGUCCGAUGGACCGGUUGGACCAACUGGCCUGUUGGUCCGAUGGACCGGUUGGUCCAACUAGCCUGUUGGUCCGAUGGACCGGUUGGACCAUCUGGCCUGUUGGUCCGAUGGACCGGUUGGACCAACUGGCCUGUUGGUCCGAUUGGACCAGUUGGACCAACUGGCCUGUUAAUUCGAUGGACCGGUUGGACCAACUGGCCUGUUGGUCCGAUGGACCGGUUGGACCAACUGGCCUGUUGGUCAAAUGGACCGGUUGGACCAACUGGCCUGUUGGUCCGAUGGACCGGUUGGACCAACUGGACUGUUGGUCCGAUGGAGGGGUUGGACCAUCUGGCCUGUUGGUCCGAUGGACCGGUUGGACCAACUGGCCUGUUGGUCCGAUGGACCGGUUGGACCAACUGGCCUGUUGGUCAAAAGGACCGGCUGGACCAACUGGCGUGUUGGUCCGAUGGACCGGUUGGACCAACUGGCCUGUUGGUCCGAUGGACCGGUUGGACCAACUGGCCUGUUGGUCCGAUGGACCGGUUGGACCAACUGGCCUGUUGGUCCGAUGGACCGGUUGGACCAACUGGCCUGUUGGUCCGAUGGAGGGGUUGGACCAUCUGGCCUGUUGGUCCGAUGGACCGGUUGGACCAACUGGCCUGUUGGUCCGAUGGACCGGUUGGACCAACUGGCCUGUUGGUCAAAUGGACCGGUUGGACCAACUGGCGUGUUGGUCCGAUGGACCGGUUGGACCAACUGGCCUGUUGGUCCGAUGGACCGGUUGGUCCAACUAGCCUGUUGGUCCGAUGGACCGGUUGGACCAUCUGGCCUGUUGGUCCGAUGGACCGGUUGGACCAACUGGCCUGUUGGUCCGAUUGGACCAGUUGGACCAACUGGCCUGUUGGUUCGAUGGACCGGUUGGACCAACUGGCCUGUUGGUCCGAUGGACCGGUUGGACCAACUGGCCUGUUGGUUCGAUGGACCGGUUGGACCAACUGGCCUGUUGGUCCGAUGGACCGGUUGGACCAACUGGCCUGUUGGUCAAAUGGACCGGUUGGACCAACUGGCCUGUUGGUCCGAUGGACCGGUUGGACCAACUGGCCUGUUGGUCCGAUGGACCGAUUGGACCAACUGGCCUGUUGGUCCGAUGGACCGGUUGGACCAACUGGCCUGUUGGUCCGACGGACCGGUUGGACCAACUGGCCAGUUGGUCCGACGGACCGUUUGGACCAACUGGCCUGUUGGUCCGAUGGACCGGUUGGACCAACUGGCCUGUUGGUCCGAUGGAGGGGUUGGACCAUCUGGCCUGUUGGUCCGAUGGACCGGUUGGACCAACUGGCCUGUUGGUCCGAUGGACCGGUUGGACCAACUGGCCUGUUGGUCAAAUGGACCGGUUGGACCAACUGGCGUGUUGGUCCGAUGGACCGGUUGGACCAACUGGCCUGUUGGUCCGAUGGACCGGUUGGUCCAACUAGCCUGUUGGUCCGAUGGACCGGUUGGACCAUCUGGCCUGUUGGUCCGAUGGACCGGUUGGACCAACUGGCCUGUUGGUCCGAUGGACCGGUUGGACCAACUGGCCUGUUGGUCAAAUGGACCGGUUGGACCAACUGGCGUGUUGGUCCGAUGGACCGGUUGGACCAACUGGCCUGUUGGUCCGAUGGACCGGUUGGUCCAACUAGCCUGUUGGUCCGAUGGACCGGUUGGACCAUCUGGCCUGUUGGUCCGAUGGACCGGUUGGACCAACUGGCCUGUUGGUCCGAUUGGACCAGUUGGACCAACUGGCCUGUUAAUUCGAUGGACCGGUUGGACCAACUGGCCUGUUGGUCCGAUGGACCGGUUGGACCAACUGGCCUGUUGGUCAAAUGGACCGGUUGGACCAACUGGCCUGUUGGUCCGAUGGACCGGUUGGACCAACUGGCCUGUUGGUCCGAUGGACCGGUUGGACCAACUGGCCUGUUGGUCCGAUGGACCGGUUGGACCAACUGGCCUGUUGGUCCGAUGGACCGGUUGGACCAACUGGCCUGUUGGUCCGACGGACCGGUUGGACCAACUGGCCAGUUGGUCCGACGGACCGUUUGGACCAACUGGCCUGUUGGUCCGAUGGACCGGUUGGACCAACUGGCCUGUUGGUCCGAUGGAGGGGUUGGACCAUCUGGCCUGUUGGUCCGAUGGACCGGUUGGACCAACUGGCCUGUUGGUCCGAUGGACCGGUUGGACCAACUGGCCUGUUGGUCAAAUGGACCGGUUGGACCAACUGGCGUGUUGGUCCGAUGGUUCGGUUGGACCAACUGGCCUGUUGGUCCGAUGGACCGGUUGGUCCAACUAGCCUGUUGGUCCGAUGGACCGGUUGGACCAUCUGGCCUGUUGGUCCGAUGGACCGGUUGGACCAACUCGCCUGUUGGUCCGAUUGGACCAGUUGGACCAACUGGCCUGUUAAUUCGAUGGACCGGUUGGACCAACUGGCCUGUUGGUCCGAUGGACCGGUUGGACCAACUGGCCUGUUGGUCCGAUGGACCGGUUGGACCAACUGGCCUGUUGGUCCGAUGGACCGGUUGGACCAACUGGCCUGUUGGUCCGAUGGACCGGUUGGACCAACUGGCCUGUUGGUCCGAUGGAGGGGUUGGACCAUCUGGCCUGUUGGUCCGAUGGACCGGUUGGACCAACUGGCCUGUUGGUCCGAUGGACCGGUUGGACCAACUGGCCUGUUGGUCAAAUGGACCGGUUGGACCAACUGGCGUGUUGGUCCGAUGGACCGGUUGGACCAACUGGCCUGUUGGUCCGAUGGACCGGUUGGUCCAACUAGCCUGUUGGUCCGAUGGACCGGUUGGACCAUCUGGCCUGUUGGUCCGAUGGACCGGUUGGACCAACUGGCCUGUUGGUCCGAUUGGACCAGUUGGACCAACUGGCCUGUUGGUUCGAUGGACCGGUUGGACCAACUGGCCUGUUGGUCCGAUGGACCGGUUGGACCAACUGGCCUGUUGGUUCGAUGGACCGGUUGGACCAACUGGCCUGUUGGUCCGAUGGACCGGUUGGACCAACUGGCCUGUUGGUCAAAUGGACCGGUUGGACCAACUGGCCUGUUGGUCCGAUGGACCGGUUGGACCAACUGGCCUGUUGGUCCGAUGGACCGAUUGGACCAACUGGCCUGUUGGUCCGAUGGACCGGUUGGACCAACUGGCCUGUUGGUCCGAUGGACCGGUUGGACCAACUGGCCUGUUGGUCAAAUGGAGCGGUUGGACCAACUGGCGUGUUGGUCCGACGGACCGGUUGGACCAACUGGUCUGUUGGUCCGAUGGACCGGUUGGACCAAUUGGCCUGUUGGUCCGAUGGACCGGUUAA
Closterium sp. Naga37s-1 is the source of this 5442-nucleotide messenger RNA. NCBI's taxonomy places the organism in Eukaryota, Viridiplantae, Streptophyta, Zygnematophyceae, Desmidiales, Closteriaceae. The record is from the annotation of a GenBank genome assembly.